GAACGUAAACAAACUUUGCCGCAUGUAGAGAAUACUGCAAGCAGCUCAAUCAGCAAAUUUCGUAAUUAUAACCUGGAGUACAUUUAGUGUGAGAUGUAAAUAAGCAAUUUUGUCUUAGUAAAGCAAAGCUAUGAUAAAGGUUGCUGUAUCUGGAAAGAAUUUUUCGAAGCUGCUAUGUAGUUCAGCAGGUAUAACUACAAGAAAAGCUGUGAGUGGUACCAGAAGCAAGCACAACUUGCAAUCCACAGAAUUACAUGAUUUCCACUUAAAACAUGGUGGUAAAAUGGUUGAUUUUGCUGGAUGGUCAAUGCCAGUGCAGUAUUCCGACCUUGGUAUAAUUCAAUCUCACCACCAUACUCGUAACAGUGCAUCUUUAUUUGAUGUUUCACACAUGCUUCAAUUCAAGCUUCAUGGUAAAGAUAGAACUAAAUGCCUGGAAGAGUUAGUUGUUGCAGACAUCGUAGGUAUGCCAGAAAACAGUGGUGGGUUAUCGUUGUUUAUGAAUGAGAAUGGUGGUAUAAGAGAUGAUUGUAUCAUCAAUAAUGCUGGUGAUCAUCUUUAUGUUGUUUCAAAUGCAGGAUGUGCACAUAAAAUUAAACCACUAAUGCAGGACCAUGUGUCUGGACGAAAAAAUGAGCUAGACGUUGAGCUUGAAUUUUUGGAUACUAUGUCUCUUCUAGCAAUUCAAGGCCCGAAGGCAGCCAAAGCUUUGCAAAAUGGCGUUUCAGAAGAUUUGUCACUGUUAAAAUUCAUGAAUGGAAAAACAAUAGAAGUGUUCGGUGUGGCUGAUUGCAGAGUGACUCGAUGUGGGUACACGGGUGAAGAUGGCUUUGAGAUAUCUAUACCAUCAUCAAAGAUUGAGCAUGUGGCGGAAAGCUUUCUUGCUUGCGAUGAUGUGAAACUUGCAGGUCUUGGAGCUCGAGAUACGUUGCGACUUGAAGCCGGCCUGUGUUUGUAUGGUAAUGAUAUUGACGAAUCGACAACGCCAGUGGCUGCAACUCUGUUGUGGACAAUAGCUAAACGCCGACGAUCUGCUGCAGACUUUCCAGGUGCUGAAAUUAUACUAAAUCAAAUCAAACAUAAACCAGCAAGAAAAAGAAUAGGACUAGUUUCUGUUGGUCCACCUUCUAGAGGACAUACACCAGUAUUGAACGUGGACGGAUCUGUUGUAGGUGAAGUCACAAGCGGUUGCCCUUCGCCGUCACUAAACAAAAAUAUUGCGAUGGCUUAUGUGGAUAAAGAAUUGGCGAAACUCGGAACUAUAUUAAAGUUAAAGCGCGGUAAAAAAGAAAUUGAGUGCGAAGUAGUGAAAAUGCCAUUUCUCCCGACGAAAUAUUAUUUUUAGGAAUAAAUUAUACCUUUUUAUAAAAA
Hydractinia symbiolongicarpus is the source of this 1371-nucleotide messenger RNA. RefSeq names its product aminomethyltransferase, mitochondrial-like. Gene Ontology annotation, molecular function: aminomethyltransferase activity; protein binding. NCBI's taxonomy places the organism in Eukaryota, Metazoa, Cnidaria, Hydrozoa, Anthoathecata, Hydractiniidae. The record is from RefSeq and is a predicted model, not a curated record. The transcript is spliced from 9 exons. Gene Ontology annotation, biological process: glycine catabolic process. The coding region runs from base 131 to 1345 and encodes 404 amino acids. Gene Ontology annotation, cellular component: mitochondrion.